Messenger RNA from Fragaria vesca subsp. vesca, 1580 nucleotides. Its product is annotated as serine carboxypeptidase-like 18-like. Gene Ontology annotation, biological process: secondary metabolic process; proteolysis. The record is from RefSeq and is a predicted model, not a curated record. NCBI's taxonomy places the organism in Eukaryota, Viridiplantae, Streptophyta, Magnoliopsida, Rosales, Rosaceae. The transcript is spliced from 14 exons. Gene Ontology annotation, molecular function: acyltransferase activity, transferring groups other than amino-acyl groups; serine-type carboxypeptidase activity. The coding region runs from base 16 to 1431 and encodes 471 amino acids.
UUACAUUGUCUAAAAAUGGCAUUUGGUUCUUGCAACAAAACCCACUGGGUUUGUUUGCAUUUGCUUCUUCUACUUGUUUUCUCUGCCAAUGCAGCUUACUGCGGCACACUAGUCAAGUCUAUUCCCGGGUUCGACGGUGAACUUCCUUUCAAGCUCUAUACUGGGUAUACGACUGUAAAUGGCUCAGAGAUGUUCUACUACUUCAUCGAGUCAGAAGGAAACCCCAAAGAAGACCCUUUGUUGCUGUGGUACAGUGGAGGCCCUGGUUGUUCUGCUUUCAAUGGUCUCAUUUACGAAAACGGUCCUUUGGCUUUCAACCUCACAGAUUAUGAAGGCGGUGUACCAAAGACAUUUUACUACCCAUACUCAUGGUCAAGGACUGCAAGCCUAUUGUUUGUGGAUGCACCUGUUGGCACUGGUUUCUCCUAUGCAACUGAUGCAUCAGAAUACGCUACUUCGGAUACUAAAUCAGCAGCACAGGUUUACGGGUUCUUAAGAACGUGGUUGAAUGAGCACCCACAAUACCUCAAGGUUCAGUUGUUCGUUGGGGCUGAUUCGUAUGCAGGCGUAUCUGCAACCAUUGUUGUUCAACAUAUAAUGGCUGGUAAUGAUGCCGGAUUUAAGCCUCGCCUGAAUCUCAAGGGCUAUAUCCUAGGGUGUCCAAAAACAGAUGCAGAUAUCAAUGAGAAUUCCAAGUACAGCUAUUCUCACCGGAUGGGACUUAUAUCAGAUGAACUCUAUUAUUCGGCUAAAAACAGCUGUAAUUCAGAUUUCUAUGGAGCAUCUGUGGAUGAACCAGAAUGUUAUGAGGAUAUGCAAUUGAUUGCAAGGCAAAUUAAAGACAUAAACAAAAACCAUAUUCUGGAGCCAAAAUGUACAUGGGCUUCACCAGUACCUGAUGGAGAUUCAGCUCGUAGAACUAUGCAGGAAUACGAAUACCCAGAGGACUUCCUCCGGUCACCUCUACAAAAUCCUGAAUUCUGUCAUAACUUUAACUAUGCGCUAUCCUACGUAUGGGCGAACGAUGAUGAUGUUCGAGCUGCACUGAAUAUCAGAAAUGGAACAGUAUUUGAUUGGAAGAGAUGCAAUAAGAGCUUGGAUUACACAUAUGAUGUGUCCAGUGUCCUUGAAUAUCAUCAAAAUCUCAGUACCAAGGGCCUGCAAGUUCUGAUAUUCAAUGGUGAUCAUGACCUGACAAUUCCGAACACCGGCACUGAAGAGUGGAUAAAAAAAUUGGACUUGACUGUUGUUAAUGACUGGAGACCAUGGCUAGUUGAUGGGCAGAUUGCAGGAUACACCAUCAAGUACUCAGAAAAUGGAUACCGCUUGACAUAUGCAACCUUAAAGGGGGCAGGUCACUCACCUCAAGAAUACAAGCGUAGAGAAGGCUAUGACAUGUUUGAUAGGUUCAUCCAUUACUAUCCCAUUUAGAAGAAGAUGCAGGGAGCAUCAAUAUGAUCGAGGAUGGUUUCUCUUUUUGGAAGAGGAUAAUUCAUUUGUUAUAUAUCAGUAAUGUUAUAUAUUGAAAAGGACAUAUAUUAUCGAAUUUCUAAUAAAACUUCAAGUCCUAUAUUUCAUAG